GUGUGACAUCCCUGAGGCGCUGCCGCCCCCGCCGCGGUUCGGCGAGGCCGGGAUGUGCUCCAGCGCCACACCGGGAGCUCCGGCGGAGCUCUGAGCCACCCCCUCUCUCCGCAGGCCGCUGCCGUGUCCGUGGGAUGAGCCAGCUGCCGUGCGGCGCCGUGCUGGCACUCAUGGGGCUGCUCUUCGCCAGGACCAUGGCCUGGACAUCCAGCGGGAAAACGCACGCGGAGCUGGUGAACAACCUGUACAAAAAAGGGAUCGUUAAGUCUCAGCGUGUCUUUGAUGUGUUGUUGGCUACGGACAGAGGUCACUACAUCAAGUAUUUCCCAUACAUGGAUUCUCCUCAAUCCAUUGGCUACAAGGCUACGAUCAGCGCCCCGCACAUGCACGCCCACGCGCUGGAGCUGCUCAAGGAUCAGCUGGUGGAAGGUGCCAAGGCGCUGGAUGUGGGAUCUGGGAGCGGAUACCUCACGGCCUGCUUCGCCAGGAUGAUUGGCCCGACAGGAAAAGCUGUGGGCGUGGAGCACAUCAAGGAGCUGGUGCACGAAUCCAUCCGGAAUGUCCAAGAGGAUGAUCCCACACUGCUCAGCUCCGGCCGUGUGAAGCUCGUGGUUGGAGAUGGCAGGCAGGGAUACCCUGAGGAGGCUCCUUAUGACGCCAUCCACGUGGGAGCGGCCGCGGCCACCGUCCCCAAGGAGCUGCUGAAGGAGCUGAAGCCGGGUGGGCGGCUGAUCGUGCCCGUGGGGCCCGAGGGGGCGAACCAGGUGCUGAUGCAGUAUGACAAGACCAGCGAGGGGCACAUCGUGGAGACCCAGCUCAUGGGCGUCAUCUACGUCCCUCUCACAGACAAGGAGAAGCAGUGGCCUCGGGAUGACCUCUGACACAUGGAUGGAUAUCUCUAAAGGCACCUCAGAAAGCUCAUGAGAGGGACUUAGGCCUGUAGAUGGUCAGUAUGGUUUUGCUUUUUAAUGGAAAUUUCAUCAAUGGAUAAAGGGAAGUUCUGCUUCAGAGGAGCUCGUUCUGGAGGGAUGGAGAACAGGGACAGGACCAGGGGAGGCUCUUGGAGGCUGUGGCAGCUUCCAGGGAGCAGAUCCAGACAACUCCAGCUUUCCUCUCUGAUAAACUCUAGAUAACAUCAGAUCACAGAGAAUUCUGACAGCAGACAGGAAUACCUAAAGCUUCACUAAAACCACUUUAAUAUCGACUACUCUGCCUAAUGCUUGGCAAAAAUAAGUCACAAUUAGUGUCUUGGAGCAGCAAUGUACCGACUUGUCAGUUUUUAAAAUAUGGGAGCAUGUUCUCUUCCUGCCUGCACCAGCUAAUUUAAUGAUGGGCAGCAACACUGGAUUUUGAGGGUAUGAAAAAUGCUCGGUUUUUUUUCUGUUUGGAGUUUUGAAAAAUAUUCAUUUCUGGACUUGACCCUCUUUGGGAUUACGAAAAAUGUGCAUUUCUUGGCUUUUCUGAUUGGGGUUAUAAAAAAUGCUCAUGUUCCGGCUUUUCCCUGACGCGUCCCUCCCGCAGGCGGUGACUGAGGAGGCUCGCGAGGGGCAGGCGGGCUGCGGUGAGGCUCGAGGGUCAUUUGUGGAGCAGCUCUGAUGGGGGAAACUGCUGGGAGGUAAAAAUUGAAAUAAAUCAAUUAAUAAAUAAA
Messenger RNA from Melospiza melodia melodia, 1648 nucleotides. RefSeq names its product protein-L-isoaspartate(D-aspartate) O-methyltransferase-like. Lineage: Eukaryota; Metazoa; Chordata; Aves; Passeriformes; Passerellidae. The transcript has 8 exons. The coding region runs from base 135 to 881 and encodes 248 amino acids. Gene Ontology annotation, molecular function: protein-L-isoaspartate (D-aspartate) O-methyltransferase activity. The record is from RefSeq and is a predicted model, not a curated record. Gene Ontology annotation, cellular component: cytoplasm. Gene Ontology annotation, biological process: protein modification process.